CGCAAUUCCUAUCGGAGAUGCAAAAAGGCACAGUUAAAUAAUCCCGUUUGACUUUAACCGGGCACGCGGACAGCACCGCGAUCAGAUGCUGCCUCCAAGGUAGCUGCCAUCUUCGGGUCAUUCGAGGCAAACGGCAGAGGCUGCAGGGAUGGGGGAAUCGUGUUGUCCUGAGCUGCUGACAAGCGGAAUCUGAAUCAUGCUGGCAGAUGGAUGUUGCCGAGGAAUGGAGCGAGUCCGAGGUAAGAUUGCGUCCGACUGUUUGUCGAGCGCCACAUCCGUGCAAAGCGGAGGCCAGCAGCAAAUCAGCGACAUCCAGGAGCUCGCCUCUAAACGCGUUGACAUUCAGAAGAAGCGCUUCUACCUUGACGUCAAGCAAAGUGUGCGUGGACGCUUCCUAAAAAUUGCCGAGGUGUGGAUCGGCAGAGGCCGCCACGAUAAUAUCCGCAAAAGCAAGCUGACCCUGUCCAUGUCGACGGCCCCCGCGCUUCGCUACUGCCUGGGGGACUUCAUAGACUAUUACGCUCGAAUCGGACUGCGGGGGGGCCCGCCGCAGCUAGACGACAACGACGGCGGAGCCCGCAGGAGAAAGCAGGAGCCGGCGUCCUCGCCCACUGGCUCCGCGACAUCCGAUGAGCACGCGCAACGCGUCCUCAAGAGCCAACUCAUAGAGAGGGAGAACAGAAAGUACUUUCUGGACCUUAAGGAGAACCAGAGAGGGAGGUUCCUUCGCAUCCGGCAGAGCGUUGGCAAAGGCCACGGCACCAUGGGCUACUACGGCCAGGGCGGCGAGCAGAGCAUCGUGCUGCCCGCGCAGGGGCUCAUCGAGUUCAGGGACGCGCUCUCGCAGCUCAUCGAUGAUUAUGGCGAGCACGAGCACGGCGGAGCUAGCUCCGGCGACCGCCACGACGGCGGCCCGGAGCUCCCGGAGGCCGCGUCUUUCCGCGUGGACAACAAGAGGUUUUACUUCGACGUGGGUUCCAACCGCUACGGCGUCUUCCUCAAGAUUAGCGAAGUUCGCCAGCCCUACAGAAACGCCAUCACCGUGCCUCUCAAAGCCUGGGCCACAUUUGGGGAGAAUUUCAUCAGGUACGAAGAGGAGAUGCGGCGAAUUUUCCUUUGCCACAAAGACAAGAGCGCAGACACUCGCCAGGACAGCGACGAGCACGACGAUUGAGCCGUCAUCUGCCGAUUGUUGCCUCAUAGCUGGGUCACCAACUGAUCUCAAAAUCAAUGAUGACUUUGAAACUAUUUAGGCUACUCUAAAGAGAAGAAUUGUAUUUUAUUCCCCCAAAGACAUUAAUACCCCACACCAUUUACAGGAAGAAAAUGAAAACAUUAAGAAAGUUUUUUUCUUUAUUUCACAUUUUAAACCAUCUGAAUGUUUAGAACAAUGGGAUUAAAUAAAAAACACUUGAGAUAUUUAAAAUAAAUAAAUGGUGCUAUAGAUUUUCUCACACGAUUCUGGUUUCUAUAUUAAGUUGCCCCAUGGAGGAUAGCUCAGGUCAAUUGUUUGAACAUUAGAAGAGUAGAAGUGAAGGUGAAAAUCAGACUGGCUGCGGAUUAAACAAACAACGUGACAUCACAGAAAGGGCUCAACAUCCUGCAGCCAUGGGGCUUUAUACCUUCCAUAUGUCUUGGAUUGUCCAAGGUUGUAUAUUUACAGCAUAUUGUGCAAUGAUGCAGAGGUUAUAAAUUGUAUAUGUGUUGGUGUCUUGUAUUUUUUCCCUUAAAACUAUUUUUAAGUGCUGCUUUUUCAUUAGAACUUGAAUAGCAGCUAGCUGUACAUUCAACACUAGUUAUACUUUAUAUGAGGUGCAUGGAAAAGGGGUAAAGAUUAAUGACAGAGGGCCUAAUCCUGAUUUAUUACUAUAUUCAAUCUCCACACUCAUAUGAACCUAUAAAUCAUCUUCAGAAGUAUUUAAUGUAAUACAUUGGAUAGGCUCCAGCACUCCUGUGACCCUUGUGAGGAUAAGCGGCUUGGAAAAUGGACAUGGACAUUUUUACUUAACUGACGAAAGGUUGUCAUAGAGAAACACAAAUAUUUUACAAAAGUGAUGUAUGCAGUAAUUGAUAUUUCGAAAUGACAGAAAAGUCACAGAAAGUUUAUGUUCAGCACAUAUGUGCAUUCCUGUCGAUGAAUUAAUAUUACAGAAUAUUUCAGAUAUCAUGACAUGACAAAUCACUUCUAAUACAGCAUUCCGGCCACUCUAUGUUCUCUAGUACCUGAGCAGGGACAAUUCAGAAACCUAGUUCAAAGGAGGCCUUGAAAAGACUAUGUCAGACUUUCUUUUGUCUCUUUUCUGUCAACUCGUGUCGUACCUCGCAGAUUAGUGAAAAGACGAAAUAAUAUAUCAGUGGAAGAAGAAGGAAAAAAAAGGAUUGUUCAUCAAGGCCGCCCUUAAAUGAUUGUUCAGUAGUUUUAUGGCGUACAAAACUAUUAUCUGGUGAAUUACUUUAUUUUCAUACAAGUGGAAGUUAAAAAUAUAGAACUCUAAGCACAAUUUAUUAAAAAAAACUAGCUAUUCCAUUUAUGAAUUAGUUGUGUUUCACGGAAUUUCACUAAAUGAAUUUGGCUCAGGAGGCACGUUUUAGAUGUUACAUUUGCCAAUAAUUAAAGCUAAAGAUUCUGUGUUCAUUCUCAAGAGAUUGGAAAAUUAAUUUAUUGAAAAAUGCCUUACAAUCUGUCACUUGAAUUCCAAAUAUGCGCUCAAAAAGCACUUUAAAUAAAAGCAGCACCUUUUUGUUCCACUGAUUUGUAAUCACUUGAUGAAGAAGCACUAUUUCUCUUCACGUCUUGACAACCACAGAUCCUGAUCUGGAACAAUCUUUGGAGCUGAUCUUGAACGCAACGUUCUUCUGUUUUCUGUAGAAAUCCCCCAUUUUGUGUAAAUCAAUGAAAUAAUAAUAGAAUGGGGGAAAAGAAGUAAGAGUACAUUUAGAAGAAUUGUAUAAAUUGUAUUAAUGUUCAUUUUAUGAAAAAAGUUUAUCUGCAUCACUAAUAAACAAUUAUGUGACUUAGGACAACAUCCUAAGAAUGAGAAUCACAAAUUUUCUCACACACUUGUUCACAAAGAAGUAAACCUCACCCCACCUUUGCUUGUGAAUGACUGAGCAAUUCAGAGAAGCUCUUUUUAUAGCCAAUCACGCCACCCACCUAUUCCCAAUUAGCCUCUUUACUUGUCGGAUGUUCCAAACAGGUGUUUGAUGAGCAUUCCUCAACGUUCUCAGUCAUUUUUUUUUCCCCUAUCCCAGCUUUUUUGGAAUGUGUUGCAACCAUGACAUUCUAAAUUAAGGAUUUUUUUUUAAUACAAAGUUCAUCAGUUUGAACAUUAUUAUAACAUAACAUUAUUGCCUCCGUAGUGUAUUCAAUUAAAUAUAGGGUGAAGAUGAUUUGCAAGUCAUUUUAUUCUGUUUUUGUUUAACACAAUGUCCCAACUUCAUUGGAAUUGGGGUUGUGUUUUCCACAUAAAUAGCCGUUUCUAAAUAUGUCUUGAAAUAAUGAUUUUGUUUGACAUGACACACCAAUUGACACCUGCUUUCAUCUUCUGUCUUAUGUGCUUGUUCUAGUACCUUGAGAUUUUUGUUUUGGUGUUUUUACACUUACACAGUGGUUAAAAUAAUGACGAUUACUCAUUUAUUUAGGUGUGAAACUUUGAUGAAUAUAAACAAAAUUUGUCUCCGCACUAAUGACUUGAUGUGACUAGGCUGCAAUUCAUACCUAGAAUACCAGACAGUGAUAGCAAAACACAAAGACGAUUACAAAAGGUUAGUAAUGCAAAGGACACAAAUUUGGUGUUGUCUACCAAAAAUUUGUAGGGGGUGGGGAAAAAAAGAAAAAAAUCAAUUUAUUCUGAUAAAGGUUUCAGUCAGUUUGAAGGUUAGUCCAAUUUUGGACAUUAAUGAACAAUAUUCAUAUAGGGUAAUCUGAACUAUUAAAGAUAUUUCCACACCUAAUGCCUUAAAGUAGCUUUAUGAUGUGACUGUAAAUUUUGUCUGUCUUCAAUGUGUGUUCUUUUCAGUUGGGAACAAUGAAGUCCACUAAGGAGAGUAGUUGUGUUAUGCCGAUGAAUGUGGACAUAUUACUCACAUUUAGGAUGAAAAUGGUCGUCUAUCAAAGUAAAAAUAAAGUACUGAGGCAGGACAAGUGGUGACAAACUGUAAAUGUAUUUGUGGUUGUCAUGUGAAUGUUUGCACCUUGAAGAUGUGAUGGCUUGCUGUUUUGUUUUGCCCUCUCCACAGUUCUGGAGAAUGGACCUUAGAGGUAGCACAUUUGUUUUUUGUUUGAAAGUUAAGUCACAUGAAAAACAUGGCAAGAUGUGUACAUUUUAGGUAAAUGUUACAUGCGUGUAAUAGUGUGUCCUGUAGCCCUUUAGCAUAUGACUUUAAAUAUCUAACUGGUUUUGUACUGUACUAGUUCAUCCUCUCUAUGUAAAGUACUUUAUCAGUAAUCAUUAAUUGCCUUGUAAUGUUUGAAAUAAAGCUAUGUUUAGAAAUGGUAACCAAGACAGCAAAGUUUUAGAGUGUAUGCAUGCCAUUGGUUGGGUCCUAGUAUAAAAUAAAAACGAUAUGGGGGGGGGGGGGGAUGGCGCUAUUUUCCAUUACAUAAAGGUGCUUCUUUGGACCCAAGCUAGAUGCAUGCCAAGAGGAUCUGUCGAACUAGGGUAAAAAAAAUAAUUUGAUGUCUAACAGCUGUUUUCAAAUAGAGACAAAUCCCAAGCACUUCUAAUAUAUGAAAACAUAAGUUGGAAGAACGUCUGCCAGCCAUAGGGUUAACGGACAAAAGCAAUUAUGUCUACUUACAGUUGCAGAGCUUUUGGACCAGCACCCCAAAAGUUAGACACUAUGGAUCCCUUUUUUGCUUUUUUUGAAAUACUCCCAAUUAGAUGUUUAUGUGUUGAAAUAUGGUUUAAUGUAGCAAAAAGUAUUGAACAGGAAGCAUUGUUAGAUUUGGGAAAAAAAAGUCCUGAAUAAUGCAACAAACGUGGAAAAAGGAUGCAUAUUUAUUGAUUGAUUUCUUUCCUUUUUUAUGUUAUUAAAUGUUUUA
Molecule: messenger RNA, 5044 nt
Organism: Syngnathoides biaculeatus (alligator pipefish)
Lineage: Eukaryota; Metazoa; Chordata; Actinopteri; Syngnathiformes; Syngnathidae
Gene: purg
Product: purine-rich element binding protein G
Exons: 2
Coding region: 197-1174 (325 amino acids)
Biological process (GO): regulation of transcription by RNA polymerase II
Cellular component (GO): nucleus
Molecular function (GO): purine-rich negative regulatory element binding; DNA-binding transcription factor activity, RNA polymerase II-specific; RNA polymerase II transcription regulatory region sequence-specific DNA binding
Source: RefSeq, a predicted model, not a curated record